Molecule: messenger RNA, 1475 nt
Organism: Thunnus maccoyii (southern bluefin tuna)
Lineage: Eukaryota; Metazoa; Chordata; Actinopteri; Scombriformes; Scombridae
Gene: cops8
Product: COP9 signalosome subunit 8
Exons: 7
Coding region: 77-652 (191 amino acids)
Biological process (GO): protein deneddylation; COP9 signalosome assembly
Cellular component (GO): COP9 signalosome
Source: RefSeq, a predicted model, not a curated record
AGCAGCACCUCUGACGUGCCGCUAAUCUACUGCAACAACACAGAAGGAGAAGAAGAAGGUUCAGCUAGGCAUCAUCAUGCCUGCAGCUGUGAUUAUGGAGGAAAAUUUUGAUAAACUACUGGAGCAGUGUGAAGCUCAAGAGCUCGAGGCUCCAGGGGGCAUUGCAACACCUCAAGUCUACACUCAGUUGCUGGCGCUCUAUUUACUACAUAAUGAUAUGAAUAACGCCAGGUAUCUAUGGAAGCGGAUUCCCCAAGCAAUAAAAACGGCAAACCCUGAAUUAACAGCUGUUUGGGCUGUUGGCCAGCGUAUUUGGCAGCGCGACUUUCCAGGGAUCUACACAGCCAUCGCAGCACAUCAGUGGACAGAGAAUAUCCUUCCGGUCAUGGAGGCCCUUCGAGAGAGCACAAGACAAAGGGCGUACGCGCUAGUGGCCCAGGCAUAUACCUCCAUCGCAGCAGAAGAUUUUGCCGCCUUUGUGGGCUACUCUGUGGAAGAAGCAGUAAAGGGUGUGGUGAGUCAAGGCUGGCAGGCGGACCCUGCCACCAGGAUGGUGAUGCCCAAAAAGCCAGAUCCUCCCCCCGUUUCAUUGGUUCCAAAUGAGCAGCAGUUGGCCAGACUCACUGACUACGUGGCUUUCCUCGAGAACUGAUAACCCACCACAACCACUGCCACCCUUUUUCGCCUGCUUGGUACAGAGGGAGAACACAAGUUUGCAUAGACUCUUCCUCCUUCCUACAGCUUGCAAAGUCCCGCUCCCUGAUAAAAGAUGUACCAAAAACACACCCAUCAUCGUGUAGGAUUGUUGCAAGCUCUUCUCCAUGACCUGCCUAUUUAUGUUCAGUGAAUAAUAUAGCAUCUUGACAAUUGGCUACAAUGUUGUAUUAUUUUAUUUUUUUGCUCUCCUGUUCUUUGCAACCCCGCCUGAUGCAGAAAUUCUGAUCUGAUUUUCAAAGGAAGUAUUACAGGAAGUCAUUCUUAUCACUGUCGAUAUGUUUUAAUUGCCAACAUAACAAACAGAACAGAAAUACAAAAAGCAGUAUGUACAGAAUGUCCGUUCUGUCGUAGCACUUAAAGGUUUCCUUGAAAGAAAUUUUUGUCAGGUAACAGAAGUCUUGGCAUGCAUGCAUCACUGUGUGGAGUAGAGCUGCAACUAAGGAUUAUUAUCUGAUUAUUUUCUCGAUUAAUCGCUUAGUCUACAAAAUGUUAAAAAUUUCUCAGUGAUGCCUUCAAUUUGCUUGUUUUGUCUGACUUUAAUGUUAAGAUAUUCAAUUUACUGUCACACAUGACAGGGACAAACAGCAAGUCAUCACAUUCGGGAAGCUGGAACCAUCAGAUGUUUGGCAUUUUUUUCUGGAAAAAUGACUUAAGCGAUGAAUCAACUACUCUUGCAGCUCUGGUAUGGAGUUCAGUACUCAGACCUCGUAUUUGAAGUUUAUGUUUUGACUGGUGAAUAAAUAUUUUGCUGUUUCUAA